UGUGUUUUUACCCUUGAAUGAUCAUGGCUGCAGCAUUCUCAUCAAACCAUGUUUGUCACUCUCUGCUUAGAUGUCAGUGAUAGAUACUCUGCCCUCUCUCCCCUCCCCCCCUUCCAACAACAAGAACCGUCUCUGUUCCACCCACAACAUGCAGCCUAUACAUCUCGCCCUGAACCAGCUUAUUCCCGAACAUUUCUCUGAAAGUUCCUGGGCUUGUUGUUGUUUGACUUGUCACGAUAUGGAGAUCAAUGAUCCACUGCAUUUUUCUUGUCUCUCCUCAACACCUGCUGUGGCUUCUCUCAAGUCUUCCCCUUCUCUGGAAGACAGCUUGCACACUAAUGGGACCAGAAUGAGCUCCACACAGCUGGGCAGAGUCAUCAAUGGUGAGCUGAACAUGAACGGAAUAACACUGGACCAGGGGGCCAGUACGUCAGAGGCCUUUGCUCCAACAGCACCUUCCCCCGAGCCUAGAGACUCCAACCCCAACUCCAUGAGUGGCUAUGACUUCUUCUGGGAUUGUGGACAGUACCAGCCAACAGACCUGGAAAAACUCAAGGAAAAACUCAUGUUGUCUCAGCUUGCUUCUCAAGGACAAGGACAAGGGCAGCACCAAUCCAAUGGUGUGUUCGAAGCCGGUAUUAAGGACAUCUCCAUCGAUCAUAGUGCAAUGUCCAAAAGCCCCAAACUAUGUGAUGAGAGGACUCAGGGCUCCACUAGCCUGGAGUUCGAUCCCUACGGCUUAUGUUCGCAAAAGACUCAUUUUGAUAUGGUUCACGAAACCUCGUCGUUCUCCCCGAACCAGGAGUUCAGCAGGACUAUUUCGGAGGAGGUUCAAGCUUUCACCUAUCCGUACGAGCACUGUGUGUCGCAGCCUGACAUGGUGGACCUGGAAGACGCCGAUCUGCAGCUGUUCUGCGGCAAAGAUUACGACGACGUUGUGGACGUGGGUGAUAAAGAAACCACACAUGCUUUGGAUGGCGAAAUAAACGGAUGUGUGGAGUCAAAGAUGGAGGAGCUGAAAAUGGCUUCAAACCCGGAUCUAUCCAGCCACCCACUCUUCACGUAUGACACUGUCCAAUGUCUGGAGAACUCCGUGACCUUCAACAUUCCCGACAAGGAAUCUCCCCGGGAUUCAGCCUCGGUGUUAAUGAUGCCCUUUUCCUCGGCCUCUGUCAUAGAGUCUGGUAGUGAGUGUGAGAGUGAAAGCACUGAUUGUGACGAGAGGGAACUGGAAGCAUGUGGAGAGCAGGGCACUGCUGUCCCCGGGAACCAAGGAAAUGCCGACCACAGCCCCGGGAAUACCGACCACAGCCACGGGAAUACCGACCACAGCCACGGGAAUACUGACCAAAGCCCCGGGAAUACCGACCACAGCCCCGGGAAUACCAACUACAGCCCCGAGAACACAUCACCUUUCAAGAUCCCUGAUCCCACAGAGUCCACUGACGAGUUGGAGAGUGAAACAGGCAACUGUCCCGAGGGAGAGGAAAUGAGAAUGUCGCAGCGGCAGCCUGUGUCUGCGCUCACUCCCCCUCGGCAAAGCUCGGCUCUGUGCAAAUCUUCACGAGCUGAACCUCAGACCCCGGCCUCUCCUCUGAUCACACCAAACACCACACCCUCUCCUCGAGCAGAGUCCUGCAGCUCAGGCCCUGACACUGCUGAGGGUGACGAGACUGAUGUCAAAUCUCUUUCCAACCUGGUCAUGUCCUCCCUGUCGCUGUCUGAUGGCGACAUCGGUGGCUGUGAGGGUGGGGAGGUUCCGAUCCCUUCUUCAAACCCCCUCAAAACUUCCGUGAAAAGUCAGAAGAAGGCGAAAAAAUGUGACCUCAUCCCUGACACAACUCCCACCCCUUCGUUCUCCACCCCCGGUGAUUACACGCGGAGAAGAGUGACGGACGAGAGAGAGCUGCGGAUUCCGCUGGAAUAUGGAUGGCGACGUGAGAUUAGAAUAAGAAGGGUCGGGAGCCACCUUCAGGGUGAGACCAUCUACUACGCCCCCUGUGGGAAGAGAUUACGUCAAUUCCCUGAAGUUAUAAAGUACUUGACCCGGAAUGCAGUGACAGAGGUGGGCAGGGAGCAUUUCAGCUUCAGUCCUAGGAUGAAUGUGGGAGAUUUCUUCGAAGAGCAGGAGUCUGCUGAGGAGGAGCAGUGGCAGAAGGUGAGCCCGGAUGAUGUCCCGUUACGUAUUAAAGCCAUGAUGCGUCGGCGCGGGCGACCCCCAAACCCUGACAAGCUGAAGGCCUGCGAGCAGCCAAGGGUCAGCAGGGGCAAAGGGCGUCCCCCCAAGGCCACCAGGGUCACCUUGCUCAGCAAGGCGGAUGCCAAGCUCAUGAAAACGAUUGAAUUGCAAGCGGAACCACAGGAAACCAAUCCACAGAAGAAACCACCCAAAGAGCAGAGAGUGAAAAGCAAACGGAAGGAAAAGCAAGUGAGCUGGCGGGGGCAGCGAGUGAGGCAGAAACAGCAGGCGGCACAGCUGGCAGAGCACAUCAAGAAACCGACGGAGGAUAUGUACCUGAGCAACCAGAAGCCCCUGCCGGAGUUUGGCCCGAUCCCAGGUUUGGUGCUUUCUGGCCCGGCCUUUGCCGACUGUCUGAUUGUCACCGAGUUUCUGCAUAACUACGGCAAAGUGCUGGGUUUCGACAGUAGCCGGGAGGUGCCCACCCUGAACCGGCUGCAGGAAGGGCUGCUCAACGUGGGGGACAGUCUGGGCCUAGUGCAGGAUCUGCUGGUCCGCCUGCUCCAGAUUGCCGUGGCUGACCCAGGGCUGUCCUUGGAAGGCCAGUCCGUAACGAUUCUUGGGAAGCCACUGUGUGACAUCGGGAUUAACAGGGAUAACGUAUCAGAAGUUCUGAGGGUUUUCCUGGAGGCUUCUGACAUGGACAGAGAAUUCUGCCAAAGUCUCAAAGUCAAGUCAUUCCAUGCUCAUCCUGCGGGGAAGAAGGCAUCGGUGCUGGCUUUCCUGGUCAACGAGCUCCUGGGAAGCAACACGGUCAUCAGAGAAAUCGAUAAGAAUAUAGACCAUCGGGUAAACAUUCGCAAAAACAAGUGGAUUGUGGAAGGGAAGCUGAGGAGGUUAAAGAGAGCUCUGCUGAAGAAGCAAGGCAUCAGAGAGCCGCCUGAGAGCACGGUGGAGGACGGGAGGAGGAAACGGACGCUUGACCCGGAAGAAGAUAGUCGUGGUGCUGCCGGCAACGCAGGCGAGGAAAGGGUUAAGGAGGAAAUGGAAAGGACAACAUCUGAGGAAAAGGCUGGGAAUCUCAGUCGGACUGAAGACCAUCAUUCUGCAAGCGUGGCUGAACUGGAGCGUCAGAUUGAGAAGCUCAGUAAGCGACAGAAUUUCUUUGCCCGGAAGCUGCUGCAGGCAUCCCAAUCUCUGCGAGCCUUGCUGUUGGGGCAGGAUCGCUUUAGGCGGAGGUACUGGGUCUUCCCCCACCUCGGGGGACUGUUCGUGGAAGGUUCCGAGGCAGCAGCAGGGCCUGAGGAGCUGAGCACAGACAAGCUCCCCGUGGACACUCACGUGAAAGUGGAACUGAGAGACGCACCGACCGAGAACGUCAACGCUCCCGGGAGGCCGAAGAGCGGGCGUUGCCGGAAACGCAAAACGGAACAGCUAACCGCGGAGCCCCCCAAGCGGAGCAGAGCAGCCUCAAACUCCCGGAAAAGCAGCCGCGAUCCCGCCGCCCAGGCCCAGGUUCCGGCCCAGCACAGUGCAGAGCACUCGGCAGCUUGGUUUGCGUGGCUCAGCCUCUUACAGAACUCGAUGACGAUGCCUCUCCCUGCUCCUCACUGUAGCACCAGCAAACCUGGCCCUUACCCUCACCCCCACCCCGUGUCGCCCGAGCUGCUGCUGGCUAGUAACAGGCGUCUGUUCGACCUCAGCGUCCCCAGCUCCGAGAAGAAAGUCAAAGACUGUGCGGAGAGACACGGCCAGUGGUUCAGCCUCCUCCCGAGGAAGCCUUGCAGCUCCUCUGCCAUCACCCAGCUUCCCCUCGCCUCACAGCAGGCAGCGCUGCAUCCAGCUCCCCAGUUACACCACACUGCACUCCAGCUGCCGGCCUCCGCUGUGUUUGCAGCGUUACAGUUUAUGCCCUACAUGGGCAUUCCGCUGGACGGGAGGUCGAUGGCUUUGCUCAACCCAGCGGCUGCUAACGGCACAGCGGUGGCCCCCGGGGCCCUGUCAGGCUCCACUCUGGCUAAAGGCAGGGCCAGGACGGCCCUGUGCCCUCCCACUCCACACAGUGAUCACCUUCUGCCUCAGAAACCCAGGCCCCGGGGGCGACCACCAACCAAGUCCCUGAAGAAGAUCAGUGAGCCUCAACUGAGCCCCAUCCCCAAAGAGAUGCAGAGUGGCUGGUGGUGUGUUACCAGCCCGGAGGAGCUGAUUCUGCUGCUGAAGGCACUGCACCCCUGGGGGAUCCGGGAAAAGGCCUUACACAAGCAGCUGAACAAGCACAUGGAAUACAUUAGCCAAAGCUGCACCAAGGAGAGGACAGAUCCCAUCUUCCAUCCUGUCGGGGACGAGACAGAGCGGACGGUGUCCAAGGAGAUGUUGGAGACAUGGAAAGAGGAGAAAUGGGUGUUCGAGACGGACUUGAAUGCUCUGCAGCAGGUGGAGGCGCUGGAGCAGCGAGUGGUGUCGGCCAGUCUGCAAGUCAAGGACUGGAGCUGCCCGGACACAGACUCCACACGGGAUGACCUGGUUUACCUGGAGCCGAGGCAGGCGGGGGUGGAGUGCCGGGAGGGGAAGGACGAGGGGGAGCUGGAGCUGAUGCGCCGGAAUAACAACCCCCUGGUGCUGGGGGUAACGCGGCUGCUGGGGCUCGAGCCCAACAUCGAGCGGCGCUACCUGAGGCAGCCGCUGUGGAACCCGUUCCCCGCGAGGGUGGACACAGGAACUGCCCCCCAGCGCGACGGAGAGGCCAGGGCCGACCAGCAAAAGGACAGUGAGGAGGGGGAGAUCUCGCCCGGGCUGAGUGUGUGGCGAGAGACGUUACUGAGGACCACCAGCGCCGCCCAGUUGUGCAACUGCAUCCAACAGCUGGAGAGGGCCUUGUCCUGGGAGAAAUCCAUCAUGAGAGUGUCGUGUCAGAUCUGCCGAAAGGGGGACAACGAUGAGUUCCUGCUGCUGUGUGACAACUGUGAUCAGGGCUGCCACACGUACUGCCUGCGGCCACAGAUAGCAGACAUCCCUGACGGCGAUUGGUUCUGCCCCAUCUGUGUCAGCAGGGCCAACAACCGGUCUGGAAUGAGCCGCCGAUCCCAGAAUCCAAGGCGAAGGCAGAAAAGGGAGAGAUUCCCCGGGAACGGGAUGCUGUCUGGCAGCGGGGCCAGGAAGUACAUGAAGCGAAGACGGAAGCGCAUGACGCAGGAUGGCCCUCUGCUCGCCAAGAGGAGGAGGACAUCCAAGAGGAACCAUUCCAGUGACCUGACUCUGUGCGAGAUCAUCCUGAUGGAGAUGGAAUCCCAUGAUGACGCCUGGCCGUUCCUGCAGCCGGUCAACCCCCGCUUGGUGCCCGGUUACCGGAGAAUCAUCAAAAACCCCAUGGACUUCACCACCAUCAGGGAUAAACUCAUCAGCGGCAAGUAUUCGAGCUGUGAGGAGUUUGCCACCGACGCUACGCUGGUUUUCAACAACUGCGUGACUUUCAACGAGGACGACUCGGAGGUGGGACAGGCGGGAUACAUCAUGAGAAAGUUCUUCGAGAGCCGAUGGGCAGAGUUCUAUCACUCCAGCUAGAGAGACGUCACCGAGAUAGGGAGCUCGGGGCCAGUGAUGGGCGAGCACUGUCUGAGUCCUAGCAUCAUGGGUGAGGGGGGAAGGAAGGAGAGGCUAUGUUUAACCUCAGCCCUGACGAGGGUGACUGUUACCAUUGAUGACGAAGGCCUGGCUCCGCGGUGAAUGUCUAUUCAGCAAAAAUUCACACUCCUUAAUGUGUCCGACUUCAGGUUGAGAAGCUGAGAUUAACAGCAGGCUGUGUCUGGGGAUAGUGAAAACUUCUCCUUAAUAACAGGAAAACCUCCCACACAAUCAGUUGGCAAUGGGGGAGGGGUGGGGGGAACAGGAAACAAACAAACAAUUGGAAUGAUUGGGGGGAAUUUGCUAUCUGUUGAGUUAUGAAUUUUUUGCUGUUGAGGUUUUGCUGAUAUUAAUUUAUUAUCUUCUCGUCUCUCUCUCCCCUCCCCCCCCCCCUUUACAAUUUUCUCUCCUCAUGAAGACAUCAACUCACGCCCUGGGGAACUUCUCAUGAGACUCGCAAGUAAUUUAACCAGAAAUCCUGGGGAGGGGGGAGCGGACAGUUGGUGGUGGGGUGGGGGCUAGGUAGAUAUCUUGAUGUCCACACUUCCUCAAUCAUACUCCCUCUGUGUACUAAUGAGUGCAGAGUUUCAGUAUGACACAGAGUGAAGCUCUGUUUUCUCUCGGCAAGCUUUGGAGAGUUGUGUGUCGUGUCACCCCUUCCUGCUCCUCCGCUUCCCCCCACCCCCUCCCCCCCGCACUGAAGAAAGAGAAUCGAUUGUAAUUUUUUAUAUUAUUUAAUUUGACAUGUAUAAUGUAGUUAAUUUAUAGGUUAGGGUAUCCAGGACAGAUAUUUAUAUAUAAGUGCCGGGGGACAAACCCACCCGCAGGAAAUCCACCCCUACAUGUGGUUCUUUAUUCUUAAAAAAAAGUCAAAAAGAGUCUUACUUUCUGUUUGGAGAUUUUGGAACAGAGGAAGUGUAGACCCUCACUGUGUGUGUGCGUGCGUCUGUAUGAGUGUGUGUAUCUGUAUGUGCGCGUGUGUGUGUGCCUGUUUGUGCGUGCGUGGGUGUGUGUGUCUGUGCCUGUGUGUCUAUGCGUGCGUGUAUGUGUAAGUGCAGCCCUUCACUGUGUUUGUGCGCAGUGAGAUAAUAAUCCUCCCCAAAUGUUUUUAUAAUAAUGGUAAUUCAGUCACUCAAUCCACGACUGUUUGUGGCACACUGCUGUGUGUAAGUGCAGACACUCACUGUGUGUGUGUGUGUGUGCCUGUGUGUGCGCGCAGGGGGUUAGUUUAUUCAGGUGGGUACGUUUCUGAUUCAGACAUCACAACUAUCAGGACUCACAUCUAUACCUAUUUGACCAUAUUCGCCCCCAAACUAAAUCCGUUUAUAAAAAUGUUAAAAGAGCAAAGUGUGACAUUACUGCGCCCUCCAAUGGCCAUUUCUGGGAACCGCACCCCUUAAAAGACAGUGACUUGGGGGCUGAGUUCCACCACGUUUCCCUGGGGCGGUGAGGGGUCCUUGGAGCCAACCUGACUCCCAGUAAAUCUCGGUCGUAAUCCAGCCCCCUAUUGUGUUUUCCUUGAGGGAACACGAACACAAAAGUACACAGAAUAAUGUGGCGACUGAGUUAAACAGUGGAAAUAAUAAGACACAACUCUCUUCUCCACCCGCCCCUCCCCAUACACCCAAUCUCUCCCACUGCGUCGUUCCCCCAAACACACGCCCCAGCCUCCCUGAAUGCUCAUCCACACUGGCUCAUGAGUAACAACAACAACUUGCAUUUUAUAUAGCGCCCUUUAUACAGUGUAGCGUCUUACUAAACCUUAAGAGUCAAAAGCUGGGUUCAGUCUGUGCUGAACUGGGGUGAGGCCAGGUUGGAUGUUGAGCCUCGGGGCGGGGGAAUUAGCACUCAGUCAAGACUAACAAUUUACCCACUUAGAUAAAGUUAGAGGGGGUGUGUGGCCAUAGAACCGUCAGCCCACAAGGGGAAAAAUAAGCUGAACAUCUUCAGAGUAGGAAGAGAUGGAGAAGACAGAAAAGGAACAAAGGAUAAAAUGGAUCAAUCUGUGCUCUGACGCCUCAAUCAUAUGUUCCCAGUGUAACUCAAUUUGGUAAUAAUCCCUCCCAAAUUUUUUCUAUUAUAAUUAUCAUACUAGUAAUUCCGUCACUCAAUCCACAACUGCUGUGCGCAAUUGGCACAGCUUUUCACCCACAAAAUAACGCAGUCACUCCUCUUUAAAGUAUAUCCUACGACGCACUUUGAGACACCUUGAAGAGGUGAUAAGGGGCUAUAUCAAACGCAAGGAUGAUGAUGAUUAUUCACUCCGAAACGAGAAUUUAUGUGGCAGUGGGGUGGCAGAGGGUGGGGAGGAGUAAUGUCCUGUAUUUAGGCUGCCCGUCCCCAUGUAAAGACCAUCCAAAUAUCAUUUCUUUUUAAAAUGCAGUGUGAUUUAAAACAUCAACAAGCAAUUAGCCCUCAGGACCGCACCCACCACCAACAACAAAUUACACGUAUACAGAGCGCCUUUCGGGUUGGGAGGACAUCCCAACGCACGUUCCGAACUGGUCUCCAAACCCAGAACUCAGUCCUCCUCAGCCCCCACAACACCCCCCCCCCCCGAAGGAAGCCACACCUUUUUCUAUAUAAUGACCGUGUCCGAUGUUUAGACUGUUUUAUAAUGUACAGUUUCUUUUUGUGACUGAAAGUUAAUUUGUUUCUAUAUAUUUUUAGGACCAACAACCUUUCUAAAUAGAAGCUAUUAUUAAAAAAGAGGAAAUCCAUGCUGUGACGGUGUUGUAAUGCCAGUAGGAUAUAUUGUGAGUUUAAAAUAAAGCCACAUUAUACUGAG
Molecule: messenger RNA, 8588 nt
Organism: Callorhinchus milii (elephant shark)
Lineage: Eukaryota; Metazoa; Chordata; Chondrichthyes; Chimaeriformes; Callorhinchidae
Product: bromodomain adjacent to zinc finger domain protein 2A
Exons: 28
Coding region: 71-5740 (1889 amino acids)
Cellular component (GO): rDNA heterochromatin
Molecular function (GO): DNA binding; protein binding
Source: RefSeq, a predicted model, not a curated record